This is a messenger RNA of Polistes canadensis, 967 nucleotides long. RefSeq names its product FAD-linked sulfhydryl oxidase ALR (gene Alr). The record is from RefSeq and is a predicted model, not a curated record. Gene Ontology annotation, cellular component: mitochondrion. NCBI's taxonomy places the organism in Eukaryota, Metazoa, Arthropoda, Insecta, Hymenoptera, Vespidae. The coding region runs from base 297 to 776 and encodes 159 amino acids. The transcript has 2 exons. Gene Ontology annotation, molecular function: flavin adenine dinucleotide binding; flavin-dependent sulfhydryl oxidase activity.
AUCUUAUAUUACUAUUGCGUAAGAAACUAACUGAUUGCGAGUGAACAACGCGAAUAAUUAAAGAUAUGUUCUAUGUUAUUUGUAAAAUAAUAUUUGAAAUAAAAUAAAAGAUAAUCCAAUCGGUGUUAACAUUAAUUGGAAACGAUUUAUCGAAGGAUUAAUAUUGUGUUCGUCGAAAUAAUUAUUUCUGUGAUUAUAUCGGGGUAAUGAAAGGUUAUGUUGAAUAUCGUUAUGAACACACGUUCCUAUAAAUUAUUGUAACACGUUAAGAGCAUUGUUAUAAUAAAUAUGUUAAAAUGGAGAAGCCCUGUCGAACGUGCACCGAUUUUAAAACGUGGGUGAAAUUACAACAGGAAACUUUUGAUUCGGGAAAGGGUGAUACUCAAAAGCAGGAAGCAACUAAUCCUARUACAAAUGUUGCUACCUCUCAACGCAAUGACUGUCCGUUAACCAGAGACGAUUUAGGUUCAAAAACAUGGGCAUUUUUACACACGAUGGCAGCUCGUUAUCCUGAUCACCCUAGUGAUGAACAAAAAAGUGAUAUGAAAAGAUUCAUGUAUAUAUUUUCAAAGUUUUAUCCUUGCCACAUCUGUGCGGAAGAUUUUCAAGAACAAUUGAAAAGUCUGCCGCCGCAAACUGACUCACAAAAAGUCUUCAGUCAAUGGCUAUGCGUUGUUCAUAAUGAGGUAAACAAAAAGUUAGGUAAACCGGAAUUUGAUUGCAAGUUAGUCAACCAAAGAUGGAGAGACGGGUGGCUGGACGGUUCAUGCGAUUGAAUUAAUUAAAACAUGGGAUUGAGAAGCAUCAAGAGCGUUUUCUCUAUGUUGAAAUGAAUAAUAGUUUUAUCUUCAAGUUAUAAAUAUACAAACAUAUAUCUACUAAGAUAAUUAGUAGGCGAUACAGAAACAUCUAAGAUAUUUUCAUGGUUACGCAUGGUUAUAACAAAUGUUUGUUUAUAUGGAUUUAA